AUGAAAGGUGGCAUACAUAGACAGGUAUAUGGGGCAUUCAGAGCCAAGCUGUCAAUUGCAGGGCCUGAUCACCAAAGCUACAAUUAUAUUUUUGAUAAUAUGAUAUAUAAAAAAACAGUGUCAGUGGGUGCUCUCACUCCAGUUGCCACUGCCGCUCUAAGGCAAGACUUGUCUCAUUUAUCUAAGUAUCUUAAGUUCUUAACCCGUGGUCAACAGGCAAAGGGCUCUGAUGCUGCUAUGACAAUGGGCACUGAAGCAGCUGUAUAUGCAGCAGAGGCUUCAGACAAAAAUGAUAUUCUUGAGAGGGUUCUUCCUGCAUCUGUUUCUGAAUAUGUAGAAUUGGUUAAAGCUCACAUUAUCGCUGGGCCAAAUCAUCGUUUUGCAUCUCGGCAAUUGCUACUACUUGGAUCAAUGCUGGAUUUUUCUGACUCUACAAACAGGAAGGUUGCUGGUGAAUUUGUAAAGGAGUUAUUGCACAUGCCUAUUGAUCAUGAAUUGGAUGACGGUGGGAAUGAGGUUGUCAUAGGAGAUGGCAUCAAUCUUCUUGGAGACAAAGAUUGGGCUAAUGCGGUGUCAGGAUUAACGAUGAAAGUCCAUGCUGCUUCGGGAGAAUUUGAAGAAGUAGUUCUUGGGGUUUUAGAGGAGCUUGCUCGUCCUUGCAGGGAGAGAACAGCAGACUGUACGCAGUGGAUGCACUGCCUUGCUGUGACUGGCCUCCUCUUGGUGAACACAAAGUCAUUUCGCUGGAUGCAUGGGAAGGCCAUUGAACCUGCUGAAAUUCUGCAGUCCUUAUUGCUUCCAGGGGCAAAGCAUGCCCACUUGGAUGUUCAAAGGGCUGCAACCAGGUGUUUAGGUCUUUUUGGGUUGUUAGAGCGAAAACCCAGUGAGGAACUAGUAAAGCAGCUGAGGCUCUCAUUUAUUAAGGGACCCUCUCCAAUCAGUAUCAUGGCUUGUAAGGCGUUGCUCGAUAUUGGUAUGUGGCAUGGUCCUCAGGAAGUUGACAAAACCAUGAAACAGGAUCUCUCCUCGCAACUCCGUGAUCAUACGGUGGCUUUCUGCCCUGUUAAUUUGUGUGAUACAAAGGAGGAUUUUAAUAUUGAAUUGCUAGAUCUGUUGUGUGCUGGAUUUGAGAGACAUGAUUGGGGCGAAUCUGUGGAGGCUGAUGAAAAUGAGUCAGUUCAAGCUGUUCUUGGGGAGGGGUUUGCAAAAAUUCUCCUUCUGAGUGAGAGUUAUCCUAGUGUACCCGCGUCAUCACAUCCUUUACUGUUGGCCAAACUCAUCAGCCUUUAUUUCUGUAGUGAAAAUAAAGAACUAAGGAGGUUGAAGCAGUGCUUAUCUGUAUUCUUUGAACAUUAUCCAUCUCUCUCAUUGAAUCACAAGAAAUGUUUAUCCAAGGCAUUUGUUCCGGUCAUGCAUACUAUGUGGCCAGGCAUAAAUGGCAAUGCUGCAGGAUCUACAGUAAUGGUGUCUAACUUGCGUAAGCGGGCUGUCCAAGCAUCACGUUUCAUGCUGCAGAUGAUGCAGGCUCCCUUAUAUGCAAAUGUUAGUGAAAAUCUAGAUGGUACAGUGGAUCCUUCACUUGACUUUGAGAGUGGAGAGGAAGGGCUUGCCAUACGCAUAGCUGCAGAGAUGGCAGGCUUCCAUACAAAGAAAACAACAGCUGAGAAAUCAUAUCUUUCAGUGCUUUCCAGAAUACUUGUCUUACUUCAUUUUCGGUCAUCAGAACAAGGUGCAAUAAAAUUAUUGAGGCGGCUUUUGAAUCGUGUGGCUGAAUCUGUGUUGGCUGAGAAAGAGCUUCUAAAGGAAUUGAAGCAGAUGGCGGACCGUCUUAAGGCUCUAGAUAGACAUCCAGAUCAGGAAUUGUUGCCGGACCAGGCUAAUCUUAUUUUGGAGAGGUUGCAGUUAGAUCUUGACUUUCCUGUGGAAGAGUCCACGGAAAUGCCACCUACACCAGCACCACGAUCAACCAGACCAAACCGUGCCAGAAGACGAGUGAGGCGAGACGAAGAAAUUUCCUCUGAUGAAGAAAUUUCACCUGCUUCUGUUGCUUCUACAAACCCUACCGUGAUGAGCACUCGUUCACAGAGGGCAAGCAAGACUGCAGCAAUGACCAAGAUGACUGCUAGUAAAUCUAUCAGGAUCAAUGAUGAGGCCGAAGAAGAUGUGGAGGAAGAAGGCUCAGAGGUGACAUCUGAAGAUGAUUCUGAUGCAUCUGACCAGUCACUUUGAGUGGGAGGAAUUAUAUGCUCAGGUACUCUUCCUUCAAUUACUGUAAUUCUCUAAUGUUGUGUAAUUACUAGUUGGCUUAGGCUGCGUAUUGUGUAUCUGAAGUCUUUUGUUGGGACUCUGCUAAAUGUGCAUCUCGUACGAUUAGCAGAAUGCAAGUUAUGUUAAAGUAAUUUACCCAAAAAGAAAAAAAGUUCUGUUGAAGUUGUAUAGGACCUACCUACUACCUACAUUGCCCGAUUUUUAGCAACUUUAAAUGAGUAGGUGGUUUAACCAAGUAUCACAAGAAGUCGUACACUUGAGUUUAACCCUUACCUU
Ilex paraguariensis (yerba mate) is the source of this 2544-nucleotide messenger RNA. Lineage: Eukaryota; Viridiplantae; Streptophyta; Magnoliopsida; Aquifoliales; Aquifoliaceae. The record is from the annotation of a GenBank genome assembly.